AUGCCCAAGGUUCGUUUCCUGCAUCUCCGCCAGAACAGCAUCCUCUACUCCCAUCCCAGUUCCCCACACGGGCCUCAUGGCGGCAAGUUAUGUCCUGAAAUGAUACAGCUCUGUGCCCCUCGCCGUGCGCAUAUACGUGAGCCCCGUAGAUGCCUAACCCAGAUCCGCCACAAUGCCUCUGCAGAUCUGUGGUUCACGGCGAAUACGCCAGAUUACUCGUUUACAGGCAGUCCCCAACGAUGGAGUAUGGGGCUAGGCAAUGAUAAUGGUAACAGGAACCAUAAGCCGCCGGAUGAACGUAUAUUAAAUCUUGGGAAAACUCUCCGCAUCCUCUCUUCCCAUCUCCCAAGUAUUCUCAUCAAUCCACUACCCCAAGAGAUUCUUUCUCCAAACAUAUCUCUCCAUUUAUUCCCUUCAACACAUCCCCACCUCCCCACAGUCAAAGGCAGAGUACCCUACCGUGCAGCACUCUGGACGGCACCAGUGGCCUGGGGAAGUGUUCCCAUAGUUGGCAAUGUUAGGCUCGAGAUCAUGAGCGAGCGGAUGGUUAACGCACCGUCCAUCGUAGCCUAUGAUGACGAACAUAGAUACGGAGAUGAGAAACUAGUUGUCCGCUGGCGAACAGAGGGCGGCAGCUCUGAUUCUCCCAGCUAUUUUAAAAAGUCAAAUGAUAGCGAUUCACCACCUACCAAUGGAGUGAUGGCGAGGAAUUCCACCACUACCAACGGAGAGUCCGCAAACAAGUCAACAACGUCAGCAUUAUCAUCUUCAUCGAACGGGACGAAUCGUGGCCUGAGUAAGUUGCUAGGCGGAGACGCACCGAUUUUCAAGCUGGGCAAGGAAGAGCAAUUUAGCGGUUUGUUUAUUUUCCUGUUCGAUGAUCAGGGCCGUAUUGCCAGCCACACCAUUGAACAUGCGGAUGAGAGUAAUGGGUGGGAUAGAACAGCUAGGGUUGUCACCUUGACUGACUGGCUGCUGGGGAAGGCCAAAUGGGGGGGUUCUCGGGGUGAUGCAGGCCCCACGCCGGCGCUCGCUGUGGGUUUGGAGCUUUCGCAGCGGAAUCAAAUGAUGUUCAAGAAGGGGUCUAGACAUAUUUCUGAAUAA
Molecule: messenger RNA, 1104 nt
Organism: Paracoccidioides brasiliensis Pb18
Exons: 2
Coding region: 1-1104 (367 amino acids)
Source: RefSeq, a predicted model, not a curated record